AUGAUUAUCCAGAUUGGUCUAGCGCUGCCGGACCAAACUACAGCGUCGAUCGAUCGACUUCGAUCCAAUCGUUACAAUGAUUCCAAACCAAUAAUCCGCGGGAGGGUCGCAGCGGGCCGUCUCGGGGCCUCUAACUGUUCUAACACAACAAUCGCUUUGGUCCCUUUGAACCUGGUCGAAAGAUGGCGAUCCGUAUGGCUUGCAGCUCGUGGCGGGUAUUGGAUCCGGAAGGCGUGGCAACUUGAUCAGAGGAUGACACCAGAACGACUCGACCUGGACGAUACAGAGGGACAGGAUUCGAGCGGCUGUCUCUCCGAGUCAAGAGCAAACCUUAUCAUCCCUUCCAAGGCGAACGACACUCCUCAAAAAGCAGAUUCAGAUGCAUCCUUGGCCCUGCAUCACAUUCUCUGCAUCACAUUCUCUACAUCACAUUCUCUGCAUCGCAUCCUCUGCAUCACAUCCUGCGCCGUCGAUUAUUCUCACCGCCGCCAGGAUGAGCAACAACACUGGCUCCUUCGACCUCUCCCUAACCGCUCACCAUAUCAGCUUUCUGCACUGUAUCAGUCGCAGCCAACAACAUCGCAGGCCUGGCUAGGCGAUGAGGAUCUUCACCGCUUCUUUCCUAAGACUCCAUCACCAUCAAGGCUUCCUUCGACCAAUGCUGCAGCCCAGUGUUCGCAUAGGCACUGA
Molecule: messenger RNA, 690 nt
Organism: Amorphotheca resinae ATCC 22711
Lineage: Eukaryota; Fungi; Ascomycota; Leotiomycetes; Helotiales; Amorphothecaceae
Exons: 2
Coding region: 1-690 (229 amino acids)
Source: RefSeq, a predicted model, not a curated record